Messenger RNA from Misgurnus anguillicaudatus (oriental weatherfish), 1769 nucleotides. RefSeq lists its product as uncharacterized. Gene Ontology annotation, biological process: regulation of gene expression. The record is from RefSeq and is a predicted model, not a curated record. Lineage: Eukaryota; Metazoa; Chordata; Actinopteri; Cypriniformes; Cobitidae. Gene Ontology annotation, cellular component: nucleus.
GGAUUUGUAAAAAAUAAACUUAAAAGUGUGAUACGAAUGCUCUCGACCGUGCGUACGCACUCUUUUUGAGCGGAGUGAAAGAACACAAACUCUGUUCUGUACAUAUGUACAUAAUAUUCUCAUUAUUUUUUAACACAUCUAUAGUUAUGCGCUGGGACAGUGUUAGACCCUUCUGACUCCACACAGAAACAGCAACGCGUGCGGCAUGACAUAAGGAACAUCCUGGAUCUGUUUUUUUCGUUCUUCUUUAUUCUUUUUUUAUGUAUAAUAGAAGUAUUGGAUCAGGACUCUGUAUCGGUAGUUCAAAUGAAAAUGAAUCGUACUCGAGGGCAAAAGAACCCUGAUCGGGACAUCGCUAGUUAAUAUUGACAUAAAAGACAGGAAAACUACAAUUACAGUUUCAAAAAUGAUUGGUUUUAUGUUUUUACUGUCAUAUUGUUUAUAAUGAUUUUCUCUUUUCAGACCUAAUGAAGCCAAAAGAAGAAAUCACAAAUGCAAGAGAACAAACAGAUCAAGAUCAGAAAGCGGUAAAGGAGGAAAUUUCACAACUCAAUGAAAUGGAGGAGAAACCUCAUCAUUUGAUACCCAAAGAAGAGUCUCUGAGCUGCCCGAUUACUGUGAGGAAUUUGUCACCUAAAAGAAAAAACAAGCAAAAGGCAACAGCCAAGGAUGCUCUUACUUGUCCUCAGUGUGGAAAGACCUUCACAUAUAAAUAUAUGCUUAAUAAUCACAUGAGACUUCACACUGGAGAAAAACCCUACAGAUGUGAUCAGUGUGAAAAAACCUUCAAUCGCAAGUUUUCCCUUAUUAUUCACAUGAGACUUCACAUUGGAGAAAGGCCUUACAGAUGUGAUCAGUGUGGAAAGACCUUCAAAAGAAAAUCAUAUUUAAGCGAGCACACAAAAAUUCACACUGGAGAAAAGCCUUACAGAUGUGAUCAAUGUGGAAAGAGUUUUAUUCGUAGGUUUAAUCUUAACGGGCACAUAAGAAUUCACACUGGAGAAAAGCCUUAUAGCUGUGAUCAGUGUGGAAAGACCUUCAAUAGAAAAUUGCAUUUAAGUGAGCACACAAGAAUUCACACUGGAGAAAAGCCUUACAGAUGUGAUCAAUGUGGAAAGAGUUAUGUUCGUAGGUUCGAUCUCAACGGGCACAUAAGAAUUCACACUGGAGAAAAACCUUAUAGCUGUGAUCAGUGUGAAAAGAGUUUCGUUCGUAAGACUGACCUUAAUCAGCACAUAAAAAUUCACACUGGAGAAAAGCCUUACAGAUGUGAUCAGUGUGGAAAGAGUUAUGUUCGUAAGAGCGAUCUCAACGGGCACAUGAGUAUUCACACUGGAAAAUGGCCUUACAGCUGUGAUCAAUGUGGAAAGAACUUAAGGAAUAAAGCCCACCUUAAAGAACACAUGAGCAUUCACACUGGAGUAAAACCUCACAGCUGUGAUCAGUGUGGAAAGAGCUUCAGUCGUAAGAUUGAUCUCAAAAGGCACAUGACAAUUCACACUAAAGAAAGGCCUUAAAAUGUCCCUACUAUGGUGAUUUUUGUAAUUUAAGAGUUCAGAUGCAAAGAGCACUAAAUGAGAAAACUUUUGCUUCAAAUUCGUUUAAUCCCAGCCUCAGGCUGUUCAGAAAUACCAGUUUGUUGACAGAAUUCAUUAAGAGUCUCAUAGAAAUUUCACAUCAGGGCAGUUCUAGACCCUUUUUAGGGGGGCUUCAGCCACCUUGUCUGUCAUCUUAGCCACUCUACAAUUAUUAAAUCUAUCAAACUAUCA